Messenger RNA from Bacillus rossius redtenbacheri, 11466 nucleotides. RefSeq names its product N-fatty-acyl-amino acid synthase/hydrolase PM20D1.1-like. Gene Ontology annotation, biological process: amino acid metabolic process. NCBI's taxonomy places the organism in Eukaryota, Metazoa, Arthropoda, Insecta, Phasmatodea, Bacillidae. The record is from RefSeq and is a predicted model, not a curated record. The transcript is spliced from 10 exons. Gene Ontology annotation, molecular function: hydrolase activity, acting on carbon-nitrogen (but not peptide) bonds, in linear amides; metallocarboxypeptidase activity. The coding region runs from base 603 to 2243 and encodes 546 amino acids.
AUGGCUGUGGAAAACGGUUUUUAUUUCCUAAACCGAAGGCCAAAUGCGAAGCAUAGUGCACGAAAAUGAACUCAAAAAUAAUUUUGAUAUCUGUGUGAAAGCAAUUUAUUUAAGAUGUUUGAUAAUUUACAUGAUGGUUCUCGUUAUGUAUUUAAUUAAAAUCCUUUUGUACGGUUUAUAUUUAUCCGUACACUGUCAACACGUUUUCCCUCCCGUACUUUUGAAAUUCCCGGGGAUGUAAAAUCAAUAACUUGAACUGAAAUAGCAAUACUAUUGAAGCUUAACUGCUGACAGUAUGGCUAGACCAUUCGGGUCCGUUUACUGUUGUCAAUCUUCCAGCUGUUACUACUGAUAUUAAUAUUUAUUUUUAUGUAUUUGGUAAAAUAGUGCUUUUUAAUAUAAGUAUGUAACCAGAAAUUUGUUAACAUACCAAAAUUGUUCUGCCGAAAAAUUCAAAAUUUGACUAAAAAUAUCGUGGCGCAGUUAAUAUUAGCAAAAUCGUUGGUGAACCAUUUUCUCACCUGAGCAGCUAAGAAAUAUUUGUGCAAAAUCACUUGACUCGGCCAUCAUAAAAUUUGGAAGCAAAUUUGUAUCUUGAAGCAAUGAAGCAAACGAUUGGUUAUGUUAAUUUUAAGCUUGAAGAAAUGGCUCUGUCAAGUAAACGGAAGAGCCGCUGGAGAUACAGAUUCUGGCAAAGAGUAUUCCAGAUACUUAUUGGCGUUCCCCUCUUGAUUGCUGUCGUUCUUAGCUUGGUAUCUGUAUUUCGAGCAAUCUUCAUCGCUGAUGACGGCAGACUUGUGCUUCAUAUCAUAAAUGAGCAAGAAACAAUUGAGAUGGUGGAUGAAGCUCAAAUUUUGAAGAGGGCUGAAAGAUUGGCUGGAGCCUUAAAAAUCGCCACUAUUUCGUAUGACAUAGAUAAACAAGAAAAAGAAAAACUUUUGGAAUAUGGGCAGUAUCUCAAGAAAAGUUUCCCCUUCAUUCACAAUUGUACGUUCAUCACUCGAGAAGUAAUUAACACAUACAGCCUGCUGUACACGGUGCAAGGUACCACACGAGGUAAACUGCCAUAUCUUCUCGCUUCUCACCUUGACGUCGUGCCAGUAGAUGAGAGAGCCUGGGAUGUCCCGCCCUUUAGUGGAAAAAUCGUCAAUCAGACGUAUGUGUACGGACGAGGAGCCAUUGAUGAUAAGGCUGGUGUCAUGGGAAUCAUGGAAGCAGUGGAAUAUAUGUUGCAGAAGGGUCAGCGACCUCGGAGGACUUUCUAUUUGGCAUUUGGUCAUGAUGAGGAGGUCUCAGGCAAACGAGGUGCUCAGGAACUAGCCAAAGCUCUAAUUGCACGAGGAGUUAAUCGCUUAGACUUUGUUGUUGAUGAAGGGUUUCCACUUUCAAAGGAGAUAAUUCUAGGAACAGAUCGGCAUGUUGCUAUGGUCGGUGUGUCGGAGAAAGGAAUGGCCACACUUGAGCUCAGUGUCGCUGGUACUCCUGGCCAUUCGAGCUUCCCACCAUCAGAGUCGGCCAUUGGCAUUUUAGCCGCUGCUGUGGCGAAGCUCGAACAGAACCAACAGCCCUCUCUUCUCGGUCAAGGCCCGGAAUCAGCGAUGUUCAAGUAUUUAGCUCCUCAUGUGUCAUUUGGUUACCGUGUCCUGUACAGUAAUCUGUGGCUGUUUUCUGGGUUGAUGGCACGAGAAAUGGAACAUCGUCCAAUCACCAAUGCCAUCAUUCGAACUACAACUGCCAUCACAAUGUUUAAUGCUGGAAUAAAGUCAAAUGUUGUGCCUCCUUCUGCAAAGGCUAUCAUCAAUCAUCGCAUUCACCCUUCACAGAAAGUAGAUGAUGUCAUGGCUUAUGACCGCAAGGUCAUUGAUGAUGCUCGUAUAAAAAUCAGGCUGAAGAUUUCUCGUGAAGCACAUCCUAUAUCUCCAUUUGGUCCUGAUUCUGUUCCGUACCAAGUAGUGGCUGCAAGUAUUCGACAUGUGUACCCAGAUGCCAUAGUUGUACCAGCUGUUUUUAUCGCAAACACAGAUACUCGAUGGUAUUUGAGCUUCACAUCAUACCUGUAUCGUUUUCUACCAACGGUUGUCUUACCUGAUGAUAUCACCCGCUACCAUGGCAACAAUGAACGUAUCUCCAUCCAGCACUUUCACAAAGCUGUUAACUUCUACUACCGUUUAAUUAGGAAUGCUGACAUCCUCAUUGAUCAAGUACCUGCCUCAACAGUCAAAAACAAAGAGGAAGAACUUUGAAGAUGAUAUUUUGACUGGUUUUUCAAGAUACUUUUUUUUUUAAGUUGUUUUGUUUUGUCUCAUUCAUUCAGCUUUCAAUGAUCUCACACUAAUUUUAGACCAGCAAAUAUGUUGACAUAACUUGAUUUCAUGCAUAUGCAGAAAAAUGUUGUAUGUAGGCUGUGUAUAGUCAUUCCUAAUAUUUUUAAUGUCAAAAGACUGGUAUAUUAUAAGUUAAGAAAAUUCAAUUUUGCCUUUAAAUGUAUGUUAUCUAAAGUCAUGUGACUAAUGUAUUAAAUGAUCUCAGGCACAAAUAAUAUAGAGUAAUAUUUAGUUGUAAACAUUCUUUUCUGUUUAUACAGGAUUACUUUAAAAAAAAGAUAUACAGUUUAUUAUUUUUAUACAUUCAAAAUAUAUGGUGCACUAGUGCAUAUUAAUUAAGUGUAAAUGACUAAGUAACAAAUGUUUUGUUUGUGAGCUAUUUGUCAUAGGACAAAUAUCACUGUGAAGAUAAAAAUUAUUUGAAAUACACUGGAGCAUGCCCUCAAUUCUCACAUUUAUAUUGAUGCAUGGUUUUCGAUUUUCAUUUACAGAAAGUGAAAGACACUGUUUUUGAUAAAAAACACUACAACAGACUUGUAAGUUGUUAAAUCCUGAGUUUGUAGUUGCUAAUGUGUCGAUGCAGACAAUCCAACGUCUAGACAGAAUUUUAUCCAGGUAUUUUUGUGGUUCAUUGAGACAAAACGCAAUCUUAGAUAAAAUAGAAUUUUGCAGUUUUCUUCACUUUUAGAUAGAAGCCACCUAUUAAUAAUGUAGAACUAGUAUAAUAGUCCAGUCACACUAUUCUCAUAAAAAAAUUUAUGGAAUACAGCACAAAAUGUGUGAUUUUUUUGUGGAUCGAGCACAUCGUAAUCGUUUGUCUCAUGUUUUCUGCUACCCAUAUAUACAUGUGGUAUUCAUUCAUUUUGCUCCAAAUGUGGGAGGUUGCCUUAUCACUUAAAAUUCAGCAUUUCCAUUUUCACCUCAUUGCUACUUAGGUGCGUAGAAAUAGUGAGUGUCAGUUACCCCUGCUCACUAAUUCCUUGAGCCACAGAUUUCUCAGGCAUCCCCUGCAAAUCCUACUGAUUGGGUCCCCGAAACAGUAGUUGAAAACAGAAAACAAUACCAAUAUUCCUCUCCCCCCCCCCCCCCCCUCCCCAUCAUUCAGACCUACUACGGUUAAAAAAAUUCAGUUUCGAACAUGGAAUUUUUUUAGCUAUUAUCACAUGAAGCAUCGGUUAACCUAAAUCCAGGAACUUACGUAAUUACAGCUUCUUGCUGUAACUCAUGUGAUAUGUAACAACACGAUUCAUUUUAUUGCACUCUAAGCUAAAAUUUAAUUCCUGCAAAAUGUCAAGACUAUUUGGAUAGAACUUCUGUAGCCACCCUGAAAUUGUUAUUUCAACUUUGGCAUGUACUUCAGCGUGUGAUUUUCUUCACAGUCCGUUUCUAAAACUUGUACAUGUUGAAUUAUUAUAACUAAAGAGUGUAAGACUCUAAAACCAUAAACCAGUGAUUUCUAUGUAUUGAUCUCUCAGAAAUGUUAACCUUUUGUGUAAACUAGGAUUUAUUUCUUGUUUCAAAUUUUAAAAAAUACUUGGUAGGUAGUUUGAGUUUUUUUGUAAUUCUAGCACUGUGAAAAAUGUUUUUGACUUAUGUAGUAGCCCUUUUGUUCCGCUGGAGCAAUAAGGCUUGCAGGAUGGUGCUGUUACAAAAACUUAAAUCUCAACUGAGUAGUAGUAUACAUUUGCAUGUAUACCUAGUUAACAAAGUUUUUCUGUAUCUUUAAGUUUUUUUUUACAGUAACCCUGUAUAAAUCUUAGUCUAUGUUGAUGUUGUAAAUAGUUAAUUUGCUUUUCCUCAUGUUUAUUUACUUACAACAAAGCAGGGGUCAUUUUAAUUUGACCACCUUAGAAGUUAGAGGUCAAAUUUUUUACAUGUAGUAAUUAAUAUGUGAUGAUUGAUAUUAUUUAAGUGAUACAUGAUUUUUGAUUGCAAUAUAUAUUUCCUAUAAAUGUCUUCUCAAUAAGUUAUAAAUCAUUUACUGCAAAAAAAAUUUUUUCCAAUGCAAAAAAUAUAUAUUUUUUCUCCUUGGCUAGACUUUAAUUAAAGUAUUACAGGAAAAAUUCUAGUUGAAUAAAAUCAAAGUAUGUACACCUAAAAAAAUUAAUGGAGUUUGUUUUUAAAAUAGCUUACUAUAUUAUGUGAAAUUCUAAGACUUGUCACUGUAAAAAAAAUGUGCCUGUGUCACAAAUCGACCUGCCAAUAAGUCAUAAAUGAUAUCUUUAAUAUUGUACUAUUCUGCUCGGACAGGAUGCAGCAAAGCUUCAAUGUCAUUGUAUUAUUUUAUGUCAAACUAGCAUCUAAUAAUCAAACUUGAUUUAUUUUAAUUUUCAUGAGUUAUGAAUAGUGUCUUGGGGGAGGAUUAAUCUUCAAUUUAAAAAAAAAGUAGAAAUGUAGACAUUGAAACAAGUUUCAACUCUGUGUGGAAAAAUAUCAAGCUAGUUCCGAAACAAACAUGGUGAAAAUCCCUACUGGGAGCAUAUUUUGUCUCUCACAAGGGGAGGUCGUCAUCAUCUAUGUCGUCUGGAUCCACAGUAUAUGUGUUGAAAGUGGAAGCUCCAGAUGGUCAAGCGUUCAGGAAAUAAAAUUUUUGGUGCAGAUCUGUCAAUACUUAGGUCUUUAGUGUUAACAUAAUUUCCAAACAGUGGUUGGUGCAGGGGCAAGACUUUGGAUUCAUAAUGCGAGGGUGAAAGAAUAAAUAAAGUCAAUACAUUAUACUUUAUUUCAGUUCAACUGUGGUGCAAGUAUCAUAAAAAUUCAAAAGAAGCAAAAGGAAAAAAAGAUUCCACACUAGGAUUCAAACCCGUGACCCUCGCAUUAUAAAUCUGAACUCUUGCCUCUGUACCAAAAGCUGCUUGGAAAUUACGCUAACAUGCUAACAUAAAAGACGUGUAUAUUGUUACAACCUAUGUGCAGAGAACUGGGUUCGUAAGGGAUAUACCAAUUAAGUUUUCCAAUCAAGUUUUACUACAGUUUUAUUAAUGACUAAUAUUUACAUUACUAAUAAAUAAAUGUACUUAAAAAUGUCCAGUCACCAAUCACUGACACUUAAAAAUUUUUAUUCGCAAGUCACUCAAUGUCUUUGAAAUUAGACAAUUUGCACUCCUCACUGGAGGUAGGUUCAACAGUGGUUUGCCCCUUACAUCAUGCCUGUCCACAUGCACACAGUCUCGCGCCACUCUGUCGCACUCUCAGGUCCCGUCACUCCACGUCGCGCCGCUCUCGAGGGGUCUCUCACACUUUUGGCCGAUGUCACACACCACUUCUCUCGCGGAACUCUCCGAACUCUCGGAACUCUCGGAACUCGCUCGGAACCGUCGUUGCGGCCGGCGUCACUGCUUAAGUACCUGUGGCGCCCUUCUCGAACCGACGAGAGCGGCUGUGACGUCGCGUCAUCCCGGCCGACCCGACGCCCGAAAAGUCCAGAAAGGCGGCACCCAUUCGUGCCACUCCGCGGGGCGGCCCACGGAAUUCCCAAGGCCACUCAGUGAUAGAUAACAGCACCAAGGAAGGAUGAUGCGCUGGGAGCGGAGGGGGAGAGGGUAGCGACGACCCUUGUAAUCCGGCCAGGCGCACGUGGCAUGCCUUACGUCAGUGGAUGGCACGUGAUACAGCGUAGGAUGCCAGUGACCAUGCAGUGUCGCCAGCCAGCUCCGAACCUGGCAUCGUGGUCUUGUCUCUCGCGUUCGUGUGUGUGUGUGUGUGUCUAUAUAUGAGCAAUGCAAAAAAAAAAAAAACAUUUUAAUGUAAUAAAAAUAUCGUACAAAUGUACACUCGUCCACAUUUGUCAUGUGCAUUAUCAAAUUUCAAAGACCAAAACUCCUUCACAGAGUUUGAAAUGUGAUCUCUAUUAGAAUCCUGUGUGCAGUGCGAAUACAAUUAUUUGAACACUAUAAACAAACAAUGACCAAAAAGCCACAUUUUUUUCAAAGCCUCGUGGCAUUUGUCUUGGGGAACAGCAGACACAAGCGUGAACGUCUCCAAAAAAAUUCUUUGCGCACCUUGUCACGCAAUAUGCAGGCACAGUGGCUUUUGGCUAAACAAGCGCUCACAACAUAGUGGGAAGGUAAGCAAUCUUAACGGAUAAACUAACUCUUGGCCACACAGAGGCCCUAGAGCAACAUCCUCAACUAGAAAAGAGUACAUGAAAUUAACUUUUGCUUGUGCAGUCUGUAGAUGCAAAGCUCAUUUUCCUAGCCGUGAACUUGUGUCUCAUGAAACUAGUGGCCUCAGGCUCUGACAUAGCUGUCCGUUCUGUUAAUAAGCUGAAGCAUAAUGCCAUUAGAGUUCAAUAUUGUGUUCCAAUAAAACAAUAAAAGGCGAUCUCAGGCAAAAUUUAGACUAAUGGAAAAUAUCUCUAAGCUUAGCACAGUAAAAUACUUGAAUGUGCAGCCCAUUUGCCAGAACACAAGUACAGAGAAUUAAAGCUCACAGUUUAUAUGUUGAUGCCUCAGAGGCUACCUAAAGAGGAAGGUUAAAGCCGGCUGGCGACAGUAAUUAAUCACAAGUCGUCCUGCUAACGUGCAAGGGGGAAUACGUCGCUAGUCUACCUGACGAGCAGAAAGUACACAUAUCACCACGGGAAGAAAAAAGUCUCGAAUCGACUGUGACGUCAAGGCCCGGUGGAUGAUUCAAAAGUUUGUUGGUCCCCCAGUACUGCCAGUUAUUAUUAUUUAUAAAACAUACAUCACUUUCUUCAGAUAUUAAUGUGUUUCAUAUAUUCUACACAUUUAAAAUCUACUUGCAAGAUGCCUGUUUUACCCAUGUAGAUUUAAACAUCAAAAAGUUGGUAGUAUUAAAGUACUAUCAAACACAUACUGGUGGAACCAAACCUUACAAAAUAUCACUAAAGCAAAUUUCAUGGUUUACAAUUGCAUUGUGAAUUAUAAUAAUAAUAAUUUGAUUUUUAACAAGUAAGUUUUUUUAAUACAUGAUAUGUUUUUAGUAUUCUUUUUAAAUUGUUUCUAUUUUGACACCCAAUAUUUGGAAAUAUUUUAGUGAUGUAUAUUUCUAGCAUAUAGUUUACUUUUCAACCAUUUGUUGUUUGUAACAUUUUUCUUGUUGCUGCUGUCUAUUUUGUAUUCUUUAUCAGUGUUUGUCUUUUUUUUUUCUUUUUUUAUAUUUUUGCCCUAGUGACUUUCCUUUAUAGGAUUCUAUUUAGCUGAUAAUUUUCAUUUUUAAACUGUAAAUAAUAUUGACCUCAUUUCUUGGGUUGUAUAUACCAGAAAAAUAUUGAUUUUUUUAUGUAACUAUGUGUUAAAACUAUUUUGUAUUGUAAUGAUGCAGUAGGUAUGUAAUUAAUUGUUGGCUAUAAGUUGUUAUGGGGGUUUUGCUUGUCAUUUAAUCUUAAAAUAGUCCAUCAACAUUUGGAUCAUUUGUGGAAAGUUAAUUGGAAUUCUAGUUUCUUUAACUUAAUUUUAAUUUCACAGUAUAUUCAUUGUUGUCAUAUAUUCAUUAUGAACCUGUUUAGUAAUGUGAUAUAUGCUUCAAUAUUACACUUAAUGAAAUAUGAAUAUUUUUUAAUCAUUAACAGUUUCACAAAUGUAUAUAUUGUCCUGCUUUCUAUGAAGGCUUUUUUAAUGUGAAACUUUGUAAUAUAAAAUAACUUCAACCAACAAAACUUCUUACAACAAAAUCUGUUAUUUAUGUUGAUUAUUUUUUCGGAAUGCUCUAACAACUGGAUUUCAGUGAAAAACUUGAAUAAUUCAAAUGGUGAUUUUUUUUUUUUUAAGUGUAAACAUUUUAACAGCACAUUCAUUACAUGUAAAUUAUAAAAAUUGCAGUGGAAACUUGUAAAAACAGUUUACAUCAGGGAGCGACACGUAGCCAGAACAAAUUAUAGUUUCAUUCAUUGAUUAUAUGCAGUAACUGAAAAUUUUCUUAAAUAAUCUAUUGCCAUAGCAAAUUUAUUGUGUUAAACAUAAUCAUAAAAACACAGUUCCUGGUUUGAACAUGCGUGUUUAAACAAGGUUCCUGUGUAUUCUCUAAAAACUAAGAAAUUUUAUGACCUGGUGCCUUUGUUGUACUUUUUUAUUGUCCCCUUGCGACUAAGAAUCCGUCCAAUUCCCCGUGUGUAAGCAUUUUUAUUGAAUUGCCCUCAAGGCUUGAUUGUACAUGCCAUUUUGAGUUCUUCAUUUUCUCAUCAUUAUCAUUUAAGGGCUAUUUAUGAAAUUUAUCAAGAUUUGUUGUUCUGUUUAAAAUAACUUUCAACAAAUAUUCACAGAGUGUAAUAUAAUGCGUGUAAAAGAAGUUACAAACACUUCUGCGAAUUUUUACACCCAUUAUAUUCCACUUAGUGAAUUUAUGUUGGAAAUAUUUGCAACUACAAAUAUCAAAAUUAAAAAAAAAAUUGAAGAAAUCAACAUGGCAUGAGACUGAACGUCAAUACAAGUAACUAUCCCACCAAACCAUUUCUGGACAUUUUGAAUUUUGUUAUUAUGAUAAUGGUUAUAAAAUGACAUUGCAUAUAAUCAUUGGAAAUAACAAUAAUUUGUUACAGCCUCAGUCUUUCAGUGUUUCAGUAGUGAUUAUAAUGAUAUUCCACCUCCAAAUUUUGUGACAAUUUUUGAGAUAAAUAUUGUUAUUUUAGUUAAUAAUGUAUAUAUAACAUUAAAAUGUAAUAAUCUCUUACCAAAUAAUCAUAAGUUUGUUAUAUGUAUUUACCACUUGGUCUUUUAAGUUAAGUGUAAACAUUAACUUUCAUGUUCCUGCAUUUUCUUAGAGAUUAUUUGCCAGAGCGUUAGUUUCUUAAGUAUUAUGUGGGGUUUGCAUUGCUUGUGAAGGCACUUGUCAUCUGCAGCUGUAUUUUUCCAUUAUGUACAUUUUUAUAUGCACUCAUUCAAAAAAAGAAUUUUCAUACUCACUCAGUGACUUAAGUGCAGUAAAGAGAUGGUGUGCUUAUAGCUUGCUUACAUGCCAUUACAUUUUGCAGGGUAGUGAGUUUUAUGUAGGCUGUGUUGGCCUGGGUGAUACACGAAUAAUCUACACGUGCAUUAAAAAACAAUUUCAGUUUAUAGAUACUUGUAAUGUUUCGUUAUAAAGACAUUUAAAUGCCAUUGCAGCAUGUUCAGUACCUAUAAAUGUCAUAUUGCCAAAAAAAAAAAAAAAAAAAAAAAAACUUAUUGUUUUCUCUCAGAAAUGUAGUAGGUAUUUUUAGAAACGUAAUGAGACAUUUAUUAGUGCCUAUGUAUGUUUUUUACUUUCCUGGUCCCCAGGCCUUAUAAGCAAUUUUAACAUUUUGCCUUAUGUUUUAUAAUUAUCCAUAAGAUUUUAUGUAAGUAAUGUGCAUAAUAUGUACAUAUAAGUAGAGCAAAAAUAUGAUCUUGGGAAUUACAUUUAUAUGGUUAUUGUAUAUAACACAGGUUUAUUUUUUGAGUCUUGUGUGUACUGUCCUUUUACUUCCAUAUCAGUUAUAGUUUUAGUUUAAUUUCUUAUAUACUUUCUAUUUAAUUUUAGAGGUGUUCAAAGUUAAUUUUUUUUCUUAAAAAUUGUGAUUGCUGGAACAUACUAUGCUAAGUGAAGUUGAAUGGUUAACAUUUACAGUUUCAGAAUUAUUCAAGUUCGUGAUACAAAUGCAGUGUUUUAGGCUUUCAGACAGCAUUUGCAUGUUAUAUUGGCAGCAACUUUCCUUUAUGCUUUGCAUAUGAUUGGUAACUAUUCCGAGAUGCAUUUUGUAAUGUUUGACUUAAAAGAACAAAUUUCAGGUGUUCUAAUCACAUAGCGUAGUGAUAUGCAGGAAUGAAUAGACAUACAGGUACUAAAAAAGUUUAAAAAUAGAAUUAAAAUUAAUUAUUAAAAAAAGUCAAAAGACUUUUAACGCUGCACAUAUUUGCUAGUCUGAAAAGUGUUAAAAAAAAUUCAUUUUCAAUUAGUUGAUGAUUUUAAAUUGUAUUUUAAUGGUUUCAUAACCAGGACGAUGUGUAUGUCCUCUUAAUAGGGUGAUUAGUGCUUUGAAACUGCAUUUUUGAGUCAGAAAACUUGGUCAGUAUUUACUACAUCAAAUUUAAUUUUCUAUUUGUAAUGAAAAAUAUAAUAAUAUAAAAGUUUCAAACUAUGAUAUUGCUUGCGAAAAUUCCAAAUGUGCUAUUGAGGUGUACUAAAAAGGAUACUGUAUUCAUUUAGGCAGAUAUUAUCUUCAAAAAUGCUAACAAACAAUGUUACAACUACUCAUACAAUGUCAAAAGUGAAUGUAACUGCUUUUACUUCAGUCAACUUGAAAAUUAGUGUGAUAAAGUUUUAACUUUUUCACCUGUAACCACAAAAACAUAAUAUUAUGUAAAAGGAACCAAACCACAAAAUCUCAUUGCAGAGUUAACUACAGUAAUUAUUGGUUCUUUUGUUACAUGACACUGUCCAACUUGCAAAAGCUUAGGUCAGCCUCAAAUUGAAAUUCAUGCGAAACCAAUUAAGUGAAACCCCAUACUUGUAUUCUCAGUUUCUCAGUAUUUACAUUUUCCCGCAAUAACAUUUUCUUUAGGUUCCAUUUAUAUGUCAUCAAAUAUAAUGCAAUACUUUCCCUUGAAUUACAUUGAGGAAUUACUUUCUUCUCACUAUUCAAGUCUCGUACAUGAUGUAUAAACUGUCGUAUUCUGUCUUUCUGUCAUGUACUGCCCUGGAAAGGUCUCGUGGUCCUCGGAAGUUUUGCGUCAUUAGUAUCCCCGACUUAGCACUCGAAGCUUCUAGAAUAAUGACGUCCUAGUUACGCCACUUUAUGCAGGCGCGGCUCUGGGAACGUGCCUAAUCCUCGAGAGAUGCAGAGAAUCUCCGGUCUCAAUAGGAAAGCACUGUGGAAGGGGAAGGUAGGUAGUGAGAUGCCGCUGCUAAUUGGAUUACUGUAUAGCGGUAAUAUAGAGAAGGGUGAUACCUGCAUGACACCUCUCCCUCAUGGCUGGUGCGCUGGCUGUGUUGGCCAGACUCACUGGUAGGCUACUUGUAAUACUAUCAAAUUUCAGUUUUGGUUAUACAUCGAAAUGUUUGCAGUGUUAAAUUAAUUUGUGCGCAUCACAGUUUUCAUAACAUCAAAACUUUUCCCAUACUGAAUAAUUUUUUUGGAUUGUGGUUUUGAUAUGGGGAAAACAUCACAAUUUUUUUUUAUAUAUAUAAUUUUUAAUGUAUAUUUGAUAGUGGUAAAUUUUAAAUGAGA